Messenger RNA from Closterium sp. Naga37s-1, 477 nucleotides. Lineage: Eukaryota; Viridiplantae; Streptophyta; Zygnematophyceae; Desmidiales; Closteriaceae. The record is from the annotation of a GenBank genome assembly.
AUGUCGGCGAGCGCAACGGACGGCUUGCCAUGCGCGCGGAUUAUGCAUGUCCGUGAAGUUGUUUCAGCGGGGCAAUCCAUAGCCGGGAUGCUCGUAAGGGUGACAGGCAGGAUCCGACCAAUAGCAGGGGGUGAUGAAACGCGCAUCAGGAUAGAGGGUCGGUCUGGAGCUCUGCUCGUUGUAGACACGUCCCGUAUAGUCACACCUGGCAUGCGCCCUAACAGUCUGUUCCAGUUUCUGGGGAAGGUCGAUUGGAGAGAAGACGCGGCAGAGGAAGACAAGAUGUUACUUGCAAACUCUGCAGGAGGCUUUGAGGCAUCUCCAACUUCAUUCACCUUCCUCCUCUGCCCCCGGCUUCCCCUGCAGGUGCUACUAGCGCAGCUGGGGCGGAGUGUGGAGGGCAUGGACGAGGGGCUGUUUGAGAGGGCGCUGGAGCUCAAGCGGCAGUUCGAAAGCGCUGCCAGAGCUGCCAGGUAG